Molecule: messenger RNA, 1953 nt
Organism: Alternaria metachromatica
Lineage: Eukaryota; Fungi; Ascomycota; Dothideomycetes; Pleosporales; Pleosporaceae
Exons: 3
Coding region: 1-1953 (650 amino acids)
Biological process (GO): regulation of DNA-templated transcription; DNA-templated transcription
Molecular function (GO): DNA-binding transcription factor activity, RNA polymerase II-specific; DNA binding; zinc ion binding
Source: RefSeq, a predicted model, not a curated record
AUGAACGGCGCUCCUUCGAACAUCUCGGCUGGCGUAGAUCCCACUUACUGGGGCGGCCACCAGGACUUCUCACCGGACUCCACAUCGCCAUUGUCGCCCUCACUAGGGCUCCAUCUGUCGCCGACACAGAGUAUCACCACCCAGAGCAGCAUCAAUGGCGGGACUCCUCCGGCGCAAACGCCCCAGUCGGACAGCGGCGGCAGCAAGGGAACCGGCCAGAAGAACAGCCAGAAGCAGUCAAAUAACGACCAGACCAGAGCCUCGGUCGCUGUCGCGUGCGUCCCAUGUCGCAGUAGACACUUGAAAUGCGACGGUGGUGUGCGAUGUUCCCGAUGUAGGACCGACAACGUGGAAUGUACCUACAUCAAGUCGCGAAGAGGCUGGAAGGGCAAGCGGAAAACCAAGGAAGACACGGGCGCGUCCACGACCCCGAAUGGCAUAUCUGCAUCUGAAGUCCAAGCCAGCAAUGGCCACAUCUCGUCACCUGAGUACUCGUACAACGGCGAUGCUGGCAUGAACCAGCUCAGCCCAACUCACGGUCUUGGCGUCCGACCUGUAGCCCCACCAGUUGCUCAACUCAACCUAAAUGGAUCCGCGCGUCUGAACCGAUUUGGCCACUUGGGACCCGAGACGGCUGUUCAGGCCUUCUACCACUUCUUCUACAACUCACAUCCCUUCUGCCUUCCGGAACGGAGGUUAGUGGAACUCUUCAAGGAACGACAUGCCCCACUCUUGGAACAUGCCGUGCAUUUCAUCGGAUCCAGCUACAUACCGUCGGUGCCCACGGCCAUGUACAAGGAAGCGUUAGACCGUCAGAUAGACAGCAACAACUACCCAAGAGAUGCGUGGUCGGUUCAAGCCCUCCUCCUCUUCGCCAUCGGUCUCCACGCCCACAAUGAAGUCCCCCGCGCCGCCCAGAUCUUCACCAUAGCCCAAAACCUGACGCUGGAAAUCGGCCUCAACCGGAUGGAAUUCGCGCUGAUGCACGGAGAAAACGACCCGCAGCUGGAAGAAAGCUGGCGGAGAACGUGGUGGUCCAUGUUCACGGCCAACGGCAUGAUGACAGCCGUCAACCCCGGCGUGCAAUUCCGACUGAAAGACGUCGUAACCGACGUGCCACUGCCAUGCGAGAACGUCGAGUACUUUUCAGGUCAAAUACCCUACCCCUCCACCCUCUCCGACUACGACGACUCAGCCUUCCUCCCCCACUUCACAACCUUCUCCUCCUUCACCUACCUCAUCGACGCCAUCCGCAUCCUAGGAAAAGUCUUCGAAUGCGCGCGUCUAGACUCCACUUUCGAAUACCACGCCGUCGACGUCGUAGACCAAUACCUGUGUAACUGGCGCUUACACCUCCCGGCAUCGAAAACAGACAUCGUCUCCAACGACGGCCACAUCGACGAAGUCCUCUUCCAGGCACACAUGGUAAACGCCGGCAGCACAAUAAUGCUGCACCGCCCGCGCAGCAACCUCGGUUUCGGCCGCGUCGAAGGCGUGAAUAUAUGCGUGCAACCCGGGCAGGUCCUGCUUCCCACGCAAACCCGCGAAAUCCACACUGCGAAAUGCCUCACGUCUGCCGAAAACAUCUCCUCCUUAAUCCGUCUACCCGGCCCCUUACUCUACCACACCCCCUUCUUCACCUGCGUCGUCGUAAUGGCGUCGGUCGUGCACCUCUCCUACUGGUCCUUCCUCGUCCCCGACGGCCAGGACGACAUCAUCAAGCAGAGCAUCCGGCUCGAUGUCGGCACGCUGCAGCAAUAUAGCAAUACGUGGCCGAUUGCGAAUGUGGUGUUGGGGCAGGUGAGGGGGGUGGCGCACACGCUGUUUAAUAGUAAGAAGGCGAUGUCAAUACAUCUUUGGAGCAAUUUGCAGCAGGAUGAUGUUAUUAGGGGUGUUAUUGAGGAGGGGAGGAGUGUGCCGACGCAGCAGUAUGCGCAGUUGAUCGCUCCGUGA